AACUCGAACCUCCACAAUGUCGACGGCCACCGUAUCCCCGACUACAGUCGCAUUGCCCACGACAACACUCCCGAAGAAGAAGAAUACAGCACAUGUGCACCCUCUCACGUCUCUNGUAUCACAUACCCUUUCGAGUAUGCCAAAACCAGCAGUCAAUUGCGAUCCCAAGGAAAACAAGCCAGCGCUUUCCAAGCACUGCGUGGUGUAGUGGCAACCCAAGGACUAUCGGGCAUCUACACUGGUUGUAGUGCUUUGAUUGUUGGUACUGCACUCAAAGCCGGCGUUCGCUUUCUCGCAUUUGAUACCAUCAAAGCUCAACUUGCAGACGAGAAUGGAAAAUUGUCAACAUCCGGUGGUAUCUUGGCUGGAAGUGUAGCAGGAGCUGUGGAAAGUGUCCUCGCUGUGACGCCGACUGAGCGAAUCAAGACCGCUCUGAUUGAUGAUGGCAAAGGCGCCAAACGAUUUCGAUCGACUCCUCAUGCGGUUAGUAUCCUGAUACGCGAACAAGGCGUCGCGGGAUUGUAUCGCGGCCUAGUGAGCACCACCAUCAAGCAAUCAGCCACUUCAGCAGUCAGAAUGGGGUCAUACAACACACUGAAAACCCAGUACGCAAGCUACAUCGGACAUGCGCCAAAGACAACGCCAGAAACAUUUGCCGUCGGUGCAUGCGCAGGAUUGAUUACUGUGUAUGCAACUCAACCAUUCGACACAAUCAAGACUCGUACACAAAGUAGUCAAGGCGAGACGCUCGUACGAGCCAUGAGGGGAGUUUGGAGUGAUGGCGGUGUCCGUGGAUUUUGGAAGGGAAGCGGCCCGAGACUUGGUAGACUUCUUCUCUCGGGUGGAAUCGUCUUUUCAGUGUAUGAGAGGAUAUUGAGCUUCUUGUCUUGA
This is a messenger RNA of Aureobasidium vineae, 891 nucleotides long. NCBI's taxonomy places the organism in Eukaryota, Fungi, Ascomycota, Dothideomycetes, Dothideales, Saccotheciaceae. The record is from the annotation of a GenBank genome assembly.